This is a messenger RNA of Leishmania braziliensis MHOM/BR/75/M2904, 927 nucleotides long. RefSeq lists its product as hypothetical. The record is from RefSeq and is a predicted model, not a curated record. The coding region runs from base 1 to 927 and encodes 308 amino acids. Lineage: Eukaryota; Euglenozoa; Kinetoplastea; Trypanosomatida; Trypanosomatidae. The transcript has a single exon.
AUGACGUCGUUAAAGAACAGGAUUGCCGCAGUUCUCUUCUUUGGCAACCCUGAGGAGGCGCUAACUGCCGAGAAGGUGCGCAAUGCCGAGGCCAUGACCAAGGCAACAGAGGUACGCCUGGAGCACAACCAAGAUGAAAAGGAGUUCAAGGAAAAGGUCCUGCAGCUGGACAAGCGUAUCAAGGCGCAGCGGGAGCGCUACGCUCGGCAGGCGGCCCCGCUGCUGAAGGAAUUCGACGAUAUCGCGAUAUCGCAGCACUACUAUCAGGAGGUGGGAAACAGUGUGACAGCGCAGGAGGCGUUUGUGGGUCAAAUGGCGCAGCGGGAGACGCAGCAGUUCGGUUACGUGAGCAAGAAGCUCAUCUCCGUCAGCCUCAACUUGGAGGCUCUCCGCCAGCAGAUGCUCUCCGGGCAGCCGUUUAUGCGAGAACUGAAGGCUGCUCUUGAUGAUGCGGAGAGUGAGGAUCUGAACGUUAUCUCAGAGCCACUCCGUGCAUUUGCCGACCGCGGCAUCCCUAAGCCGACGCUUGUGCGCGCCGCCGCUUUUGAUCUCGCCCGCUCUAUCGAAGAAACCGGUAAGUCACCAGUGCCGCAGCCGGUGCUGGGGUGGCUGGACCUUUUCAAAUUCCGCAGCGCCUUUAGUCCCUCAACGGUGGGACAAAACGAAGUCCGCGCCCGCCGCACCGCGGAGCUGUUCACGCGCUACGUUGAGCAGAACCAGUACGCGAGUGCGCUGGCCCUGGCGGAAGAGGUGGACACAUGGACGCGCAAUGAGCGCGACUCGUCAGUGGAGUACUUUAACAACUCCUACAAGAGCUUCCGACAGGCAACUCUGCCAACUAUCACAGCUGAGAUCUUUUUUGCCUACACCACCGCCUUCCUCAACGCUUCACGAAUCGCAUGUGUGGAACAGAUGCUGCAGGAGUGA